Molecule: messenger RNA, 778 nt
Organism: Colletotrichum acutatum
Lineage: Eukaryota; Fungi; Ascomycota; Sordariomycetes; Glomerellales; Glomerellaceae
Exons: 1
Coding region: 180-716 (178 amino acids)
Source: RefSeq, a predicted model, not a curated record
GACGGCAUCCCUUGCUUCACCUUGUUCAUUGCACUGUUUCGUCCCGACCGUACGGCACAGCACAGCGCAACUCCACACUUCAUCCCACCUCAGCAUUCCAUUCCCGAGCUCCAGCCUCAAGCCUCCUGAAGCUCCUCUUCGAGAAACCUCGCACGGCCACCGACGCCACACUUCUUAUAAUGUCUUCCCCACCAACACCACCCGACGAGAAGCAGACGGAAGAGCAAAAGCAAACCCAGAAAGACAAGGUCCUCGCCCAAGCGACCGCCAAGCUCCAAGAGGCACAGAAAGAGACCGAAGCCGCACAGGCGCUCCGCGAGCGGGCCGAGGCGACCGAGGACCCGGAGGAGAAGAAGAAGAUACUCGCCGAGGCGGCGGAGCACGAGAGAAAGGCACAGGGGUCGGCUAAGCAGUCGAAGCGGUUGCAGAGCGGUGUGUGGCAGGGCGGUAUUGGCGGCGCGGGCAUCGGAGCCGGACUUGGUACGGGACUAGGCGCCGGGGUGGGUACGUUGGUGGGGGCUGUUGUCGGCGGUGUUACGGCUAUUCCUACGACAGGGCUUGGGCUUUUGGUUGGCGCUGGGACGGGUGCCAUACAUGGGCCUUGGUAUAAGUUGGAACAGGAGAAGAAGGAAGCUGAGGAGGCGGAGGCGAACGGGAAGGACGGGGGAGAGUCAGAUGAUGGAGAACGGGCUGAGAAGGCCGUCAAGGCCGGUUGAGACCUAGACUGCGGUUCUGUUUCCUUGUUUGUUAUUUUUGUUUGGCGAGGAUACCAUCUGAC